AUGGCUGCCAACUGUGGCUGUGUGUGGUACGAGAAGAAUUCCCAGUGGCCUACGUAUCUUCCACAGGUCUCUCUUAAAGCUCACGCAACAAUUCUAUCCUCUGCGGCCCGCACAACCCUAACCCAGACAUUCAUCAAUCCAUCGGACAAGGUCAUCGAAGAGAUCAACUACCAGUUCCCUCUUUAUGAUGGUGUUAGUGUGGUCGGCUUCCAAUGCAAGGUUGGAUCCCGUAUCCUGCAUAGCAAGGUGAAGACCAAGUCCCAAGCCAACGCGGACUACAAACACGCAGUUGCUCAAAAGCAGACGGCUGCUGUCAUGGAACACACCUCUGAGAAUGAUAUCUUUCUUAUUCGCCUCGGCAAUGUACCCGCUCGCGAGAAGGUCGAUGUCGACAUCACCUUCGUGGGAGAGUUGAAGCAGGACUCUCAGACAGACGGUAUUCGCUACACUCUGCCCAACAGUAUUGCUCCUCGCUAUGCGAGUCUAAUGUCUUACGGUCCGGCUCAGCUUGCAUCACUUGGCGUGUCUGCUAAUCGUCAAGGAAUGUCCAUCACUGUUGAUGUUCAGAUGGAGAAGGGUGCAGUACUUCGAGAGCUAGAAUCCCCGAGCCACCGGAUUAAGGUCUCCCUCGGACGCACUUCUUCUACUCCAGCAAAUUCUUCUACAUUUGAUUCCUCCCAGGCGUCUGCAUCUAUGGUUCCUCUGGCGAACAGCAUCUCGGUGGUUCUGGAACAAGAUUUUGUGAUCCUCAUCAAAGCGGAUGGACUCGACACACCUUGUGCAUUGCUUGAAACACACCCGACCAUUCCCCAUCAGCGAGCCCUGAUGGCAACCAUCGUGCCAAAGUUUAGUCUCCAACCUGCGAGCCCCGAGGUGGUAUUUGUGAUUGACAGAAGUGGAAGCAUGGUAGACAAAAUUCCAACCCUGAAAUCUGCACUCAAGGUCUUUCUCAAAUCUUUGCCUGUUGGUGUCUGCUUCAACAUCUGCUCUUUUGGAAGCUACUAUUCAUUCUUGUGGCCAACGAGCAAGGUGUACGAUGCAUCUAGCCUGCAGCAAGCUCUGGGGUUUGCUGAUACCGUCGGUGCCAACAUGGGUGGCACGGAGAUGGAACAAGCCGUCGUCGGCACUGUGGGGAAUCGACUCAACCACAGAGACCUGGAGGUAUUGAUUCUCACUGAUGGAGAGAUCUAUAACCAGCAGAGUUUGUUUGACUUCGUUCGGGAAAAGGCUGCUGACAAUACGGCCCGGUUCUUUUCCUUGGGUAUCGGCAACCAGGCAUCUCAUUCCUUGGUUGAGGGAAUCGCGCGAGCCGGAAAUGGAUUCGCUCAAUCUGUUAUGGAGUAUGAGGAGCUUGACCGCAAGGUGGUUCGCAUGCUCAAGGGGGCCCUCACGCCCCAUGUCUACGACUACAAACUUGAAGUCGAAUACGAGACCCAGGCAGAUAAUGAGUUUGAAAUUUUGAGCGAAACUGAAGCUCCAGGGGAGUCCGAGCCCGAGGAUGAAGACAAGAACAAACACGGUGAUGUUGCUAUGGAACACAACGCAGGUAAACCGCUGGAGCCCAUCUCAUUGUUCGACAAGAACUUCCAGGAACCCGAUCUGAAGGUCGACACCGAAAAGCGAGCGACCGCGAAGCUCCCAACUCUGACGCCGCCAAAAGCGAUCCAGGCGCCCUACAAGAUUCCGUCGCUGUACCCGUUCAUCAGAACAAAUGUCUUCGUCCUCAUGAACCCUGCCGCGACCGGAGAUAUCCCCAAGGCCAUGAAGCUCACUGCGAAUUCCAAGCAAGGCCCUCUCCAGCUGAGAAUUCCGAUCUGUGACAUUGGGACCGGCGAAACGAUUCACCAGCUCGCCUCUCGCAAAGCCGUGAUCGAGCUCGAGGAGAACCACGGCUGGCUCUCCGAUGCCAAGGAUAAAGACGGCAACUCCUUCAAACAACUUCACAUCGAGACACAGCAGCGGCUUGCAGAGCGCGAAUGCCAAAGUCUGGGAAUCAAGUUUCAGGUCACUGGAAAAUACUGCUCGUUCGUGGCUUUGGAGGAGCGCAGCUCUCUAACCUCAGAGCAAAAGGAUAAACAACCCGCCUCCAAAGAGCAUACUGUUGAGAAGCUUUCAAUUCCACAGAAGGCUUUGAAGGGAAGCGGCGGGGCGCCUUUUGGGCGUGCUACUCAAUUCCAACAAUCCAGUUCUUCUCCCUUCGGAUCGUCAAGCAAUGCUUCAUUUGGCACAAUCAUACCACCACAAAGCCUGAACUUUGGGUGUCUUGCUCUCCAACAAUCCAGUCCUUCUCCCUUCGGACCGUCAAGCAAUGCUCCAUUUGACGCAAAUUCACCAGCACAAAGCCUGCCUUUUGGCCAUGCUGCUCAAUUCCAACAAGCCAGUCCUUCCCUCUUCGGAUCGUCAAGCAAUGCUUCAUUUGGCGCAAAUGCACCAGCACAAAGACAAAGCCUGUCUUUUGGCCAUACUGGUCAAUUCCAACAAUCCAGUCCUUCUCUCUUCGGAUCGUCAAGCAAUGCUUCAUUUGGCGCAAAUGCACCAGCACAAAGACAAAGCCUGUCUUUUGGCCAUACUGGUCAAUUCCAACAAUCCAGUCCUUCUCUCUUCGGAUCGUCAAGCAAUGCUUCAUUUGGCGCAAAUGCACCAGCACAAAGACAAAGCCUGUCUUUUGGCCAUACUGGUCAAUUCCAACAAGCCAGUCCUUCCCUCUUCGGAUCGUCAAGCAAUGCUUCAUCUGGCACGAAUCUAUCAGCACGAAGCCCGCCUUUUGUACCAAGCCCAACCGAUUCAUCAGGCCGCGGAGUGCCUUGUUUUGGAAAUUUCGCACAAUCCCAAGCCGUGGAGGAUCCUGCACCCACACCGCACAUAUAUGCAUCACCUUUCAGAGCUGAACCUGUUCAGCAGAGCCUUGGCGGAUCGCCCGCAUCAUCCCCUACUGACCCUUUCGGUCCGACUCCCCCAAAGAUGGGCGUUGACGAAGUGAUCCGGCUCCAGAACUACGACGGUAGCUGGUCCUGGUCGAACGAGUUAUUCGCGAGCAUGCAUACUAACAUGAAUGUCAAACAAAUGGAGGUUAAGAAGCUGCUUGGUAAUGCCGGUCGAGUGGCUGGCGGUACCUUCCCAUUUGGGGAUGAGGCGGUGAUUAUUGCUACUUUGCUUGCGAUGGGUUGGCUGCAGAAUAGGAACAUCUAUUCGAGAGGUCGUUGGGAAUUGGUGUUUGACAAGGCUGAUCAGUGGGUUACGCAUAAGUUGGAGGAGAUGCGGGAAAAGGGAGUAGCUGAUGUUGAUGACCUUACUUCGAUUCGGGAACAGGUUCUCGAUUUGAUGUGA
This is a messenger RNA of Penicillium paradoxum, 3327 nucleotides long. RefSeq lists its product as uncharacterized. The record is from RefSeq and is a predicted model, not a curated record. The coding region runs from base 1 to 3327 and encodes 1108 amino acids. The transcript has a single exon. Lineage: Eukaryota; Fungi; Ascomycota; Eurotiomycetes; Eurotiales; Aspergillaceae.